This is a messenger RNA of Solea solea (common sole), 2458 nucleotides long. RefSeq names its product serine/threonine kinase 17a (gene stk17a). NCBI's taxonomy places the organism in Eukaryota, Metazoa, Chordata, Actinopteri, Pleuronectiformes, Soleidae. The transcript has 7 exons. Gene Ontology annotation, molecular function: ATP binding; protein serine/threonine kinase activity. Gene Ontology annotation, cellular component: nucleus. Gene Ontology annotation, biological process: positive regulation of apoptotic process; intracellular signal transduction; protein phosphorylation. The record is from RefSeq and is a predicted model, not a curated record. The coding region runs from base 248 to 1567 and encodes 439 amino acids.
AGCAGCAGCAGCAGCUCGGUGUCAACCCGCUGACAAACGAUCAAAGCAGGACACUCGCGUUAUUCUCACAGCGUUAGAGAUGCGGACACUUGGAACUCUCGUAACUCUCGUAACUCUCGUAACUCCGGAACUUUUACUCUUCAUUUGUUUUUGAAGAAAUCAAAAAUACAUUUCUAUAUUUAAAGUUUACACCGUUUGCUAAACUUCCCACCUGGACCUCACUAACGAACCUACGAACGACGUCAUCAUGAUCCCCGAAUGUCCACGCGCCGGGGAGCCGAAGAGCCGAUGCUGCGUCGUGUUAAGCUCCGCAGCCGAACCGAGCCAGAACCAGAAUAACAACCAGAGCCACAACCAGAACCAGAGCCAGAGCCAGAGCCGCACUGUCAACGGCUUGUUGAGCGGAAUUCAAACCACCAUCAGAAAAGAAACGUUCACCGACCACUUCACCAUCAUCCCCGGCAAAGAGCUCGGCAGGGGGAAAUUUGCCGUGGUCAGGAAAUGUGUGGAGAAAUGCACGGGGCACGAGUACGCUGCCAAGUUCAUGAGGAAGAGGAGGAAAGGCCAGGACUGCAGGAUGGACAUCAUCCAUGAGAUCGCAGUGCUGGAGCUGGCCACAGUGAACCCCCGGGUGGUCAACCUCCACCAGGUCUAUGAGAUGGCCUCUGAGAUGGUGCUGGUCCUGGAGUUCGCGGCUGGAGGUGAGAUCUUCAACCAGUGUGUGUCAGAGCGAGAGGACGAGGCCUUUAGUGAGGAGGACGUGAAGAGGCUCAUGAGGCAGAUCCUGGAGGGAGUGACCUUCCUCCACCAGAACAACAUUGUUCACCUGGACCUGAAGCCACAGAACAUCCUGCUCACCAGCAGCUCUCCUCUGGGUGACAUCCAGAUCGUGGACUUCGGUCUGUCCAGGCUGGUCUGCAGCCACCAGGAGCUCAGAGAGAUCAUGGGAACUCCAGAGUAUGUUGCUCCUGAGAUUUUAAACUACGAGCCCAUAAGCACAGCAACAGACAUGUGGAGCGUCGGGGUUCUGGUCUACGUGAUGCUGACAGGAAUCUCUCCUUUCCUGGGUGAAGACAAGCAGGAGACGUUUCUCAACAUCUCCCAGCUCAACGUGAGCUACAUGGAGGAGGAGCUGCAGCAUCUGGACCGGGCUGCUGUGUCCUUCAUGCAGACGCUGCUCUGCAAAAACCCACAGGAUCGAGCCACAGCAGAGCAGUGUCUUCAACAUCCCUGGCUUCAAACCUCCAAGUCUUUGAAAAGCCAGAUGACGGAGGAGAUCCCACCAGUGGAGGAGCAGCAGGUCUGCAGGAGCACCAGUGUUCCUGAGGAGUCUCUCAGCAGCCCGACCACAGCGGAGGAGGAAGAGGAGAACCAGGAGGAGGAGGAGGAGCACCCAGUGACAGAGGAGCUGAUCGUUGUGGCUGCUUACACUCUGGGUCAGUGCCGCCAGUCGUCCACCUCAGAGGAGGCGGCUCUGGCUGCCGAGCAGGAGGCCGUGUCCAAGCGCUUUAAGUUUGACGAACCCUUCAGUGUCCUGCAGGAGGUUCCUGGAGAGUUCAUCUACUGACCACACGCACACGCACACACGCACACACACACACACACGCGCACACGCACACACACCCACCACCACCCUUUUUCUCCACUAGUUGAUGCCGUCACAGUAAAAAUCUCCAUAUAUGCACAUUUUAAAUCAGAUGCUGUCACAGUUCAGUUUUAUUUAAGAGACUCUUUGUUUUCGUAUUUCUCCCACAAUGCAUCACUUCCAUCUCGUCCUAACAUGACUACAGUAUAGUUUUUUAUUAUAGUUCAUGUUUUUUAUUUGGUUGUUCUGAGUCAGACAUGACACUGAAAACUGUCACAGAUCAAAUCUUUGUCGUCAUCUUUUUCACCAACAAACAAACAAAGAAGCAGAGAGACUGAGGCUGAUCCAGGGUCAGGGUCGGGGUCGGGGUCGGGGUCAGGGUCAGGGUCAGGGUGCAUGGAAAUAAAACAUGUGCUGCAGUGGAUGUGGGCGUGUCUAAAAGCACUGCCCACUUUCUUCAGAGCUCAUGUUCAUCAGUAGAUCUGAUCAGAAACAUCACUCACGUCCAUGGUGACAGUUACUGAACACUCAUAUUAUUCAUGUGUGUGUGUGUGUGUUUAUUGAUAAAAGAAUGAAAGCACAGGCUUCUGUCUUUGGUAUCAUAUGAUAUUUGUUAUUUAAGCACUUCCUCCUCUUAUUUCGACUUUCUCUGUCAUCUGUAGAAAUAUCGGAGGUUUUUUAUGGAACACUAAAUGGAUUUUGUUUAUAGACAGUUUUCAAAGCCUCGGCAUGUUCUUCCUCUCACACUGAACUUUUCUUUGGAGCAAUAAUUCCACAUCAUCAUUGUCCAUGUCGACACUGUGAGCUCUGUGACUAUAAGAAAGUGUUUGUACAUGAAAAUCUCCAACUGUAAAUAAACAUUUGUAAAGUGUG